AUAAAUAUGAGAAUUGUGCUAGUGCUGUUGAUUAGCUUAGCUUUAAGCAAAAUGGCUGCAGAUCCAAAAGUUGUUCUUGCAGAAAUAGAUGGUAAUCACAUGGGAAAAACUUUCUUGAAUGCCAUUUAAAUUAGUCUUGCCACAGGUUCACCAGUUCAUGAAAUCCAAAGUUAUAUCAAUAAUAUUAGAUUCAUGUUAGAACAAGAGCAAAAAGACUCAGAUCUUUACAUCUAAAACACAUAAGCUUCAUGUAACAGAUUGCUCCAUGACUUUUCAACUAACUUAGCAUAUCAUCAAAGUUAAUUGAAAGCACAUACUAAAAUUGUUGAUGAGAAUACCAAUAAUUUGUAAAGAUCCCUAAACAAAAUUGCAGAAGUCUCUGUUGAGAUUGAGGAGAAUUCAAAGAAAACUAAUGCAGGAUCAAGCGAAAGAGACUUGCAAUAUGCUGAAUUUUAGUCGAAAAUUAAAGAUCACACUGAAGCAAUUGCUGCUAUUGAUGAAGCUUAUGCAUUGAUUGAACAUCUAUCUGGAGGAUCUUCAUUUAUUUAAGUUAAAGGAAGAUUCAAUAAGGUGUUGUCCAGAUUAUAGAGUUAAUCAACUUCAAGUGGGUUGCUAUUCUAACCAAUCCUUACAAUGAUGACUUAAUUAUCAGCCAAAUCUGAUUCUGAUACAGCCAAGAAAGUCUUGUAAUUGUUGUCCAAUCUGAGGGUUUAGAUAGUUGAAAGCAAAUCAAGUGAUGAAGACAUUGAAAAACAACAAAGUUUGAAUUGGUAAUAAUUCUUGUCUGACUUAACUAACGAGAGAAACACCUUGUCUGAUUAAAGAUAAAAUCUUGAAUAAGCCAUCUUGAAUUAUUAGAGCAUUAUUGAGGAAUCAUAAGGCAAAGUGGAAUAUCAUGCUGCCGAAGUUGAGAGAAAUUAAUCUAACUUAGAAGGCCAAGAUCAAUGGUGCAGAUAAUAAUAAGACAUUUAUUAGAUGGAAACCUAAGCAAGAGUUCAAUUACAAGAUUUGAUUUCCAGAAUCUCAGACCACAUCUAAGACAAGAUUGUUACUCUUAAGGAAUAUCUUAGAGAAAGGCUCUAAUUAAAUUGAGAUUAAGAAAAAUUUAAUAUUAUAUUAUCAA
Messenger RNA from Paramecium tetraurelia, 1123 nucleotides. RefSeq lists its product as uncharacterized. The record is from RefSeq and is a predicted model, not a curated record. The transcript has 6 exons. NCBI's taxonomy places the organism in Eukaryota, Ciliophora, Oligohymenophorea, Peniculida, Parameciidae.